Messenger RNA from Penicillium antarcticum, 1872 nucleotides. Its product is annotated as acyclic terpene utilization AtuA family protein. The coding region runs from base 1 to 1872 and encodes 623 amino acids. The transcript is spliced from 3 exons. The record is from RefSeq and is a predicted model, not a curated record. NCBI's taxonomy places the organism in Eukaryota, Fungi, Ascomycota, Eurotiomycetes, Eurotiales, Aspergillaceae.
AUGACCAAGGGUCGAUCUAUUCGUGUUGCAGGUGCCUCUGGGUCUACCUCGGACCGGCGCAAAGCGAUUGCUGAUUUCGCGCGUCACCAUCCGACUGACCCAAUCGAUGUGAUCAUUGCGGACUUCAUGAGCGAGUACAAUAUGGCCACCGCUGCGGGUCGGCGCGUGGACCAGACCAGCUCGCAGCCUGCUUAUGAUCUUUCGUUCCUGGAGGCUGUUGAGCCGGCCCUGGAGGAUUUGGCUAAGCACGGUAUUAAGCUUGCGGUCAAUGCUGGAGUCACUGAUACGAAGGGUCUCUACGAGGUGGUGGUGCGCAUGGUGCAAGCAAAGAAGCUGGAUUUAAAGGUCGCAUGGGUCUCUGGGGAUGAAGUCUUGACUAGCCUCCAGAAAGGACUGACCUCUGGGUCUGAGUUCCGCAAUAUCUACACUGGCGAACGAUUGGCAGAUUGGUCAUUUGAGCCGAUUUAUGCCCAGUGUUACCUCGGCGGCCUAGGCAUUGCAGCCGCAUUCGCAGAGGGUGCUGAUAUCGUGCUCUGCGGACGAGUCUCUGAUGCUUCGCCUGUCAUCGGGGCUGCUUAUUGGUACCAUGGGUGGCAGCGCGAGGACCUCGACAAGCUAGCCAACGCCUUUGUGGCCGGGCAUCUUAUUGAAUGUAGCAACUACGUUUGUGGUGGGAACUUUACAGGUUUCAAAGCACUGGAGCAAGCGGGUGGAGAUGCCUGGACUAACAUUGGAUAUCCCAUCGCUGAGAUAUCUGCCGAAGGCGAGGUUGUGAUCACCAAGCAAGCGCAUUCUACCGGUGGCGCGGUCACUGUUGAAACUUGCACUUCACAGCUGCUCUAUGAAAUCCAAGGACCUUGGUACUACAAUUCCGAUGUCACAGCGGUCCUCGAUGGCAUCUAUUUCGAAAAGCGAGGUGUCAACAGGGUUGCUGUCCUUGGAGUUCGGUCUAGUCCUCCUCCGCCUACCACCAAGGUCGGUAUCACCGCACGGGGUGGGUUCCAGGCUGAGGCAUGGUGGUUCUUGACUGGCCUGGAUAUUGAAGCCAAAGCACGCAUGCUGGAGGCACAGAUCGUUCGACAACUGGCGCCCUUUUCAGAUCAAUACACAUCUCUCAACUUUGACUUGUUGGGCUCUGCUUUUCCCGAUCCUCACGACCAGAACCGCGCCACCGUCCCCUUGCGCAUUGUCGUGCAGGCACGACGCGCAGAGGACAUUGCACCCACUCGUUUCCUGAAGCCAAUUUCGGAUAACAUCAUGCAAGGAUACCCUGGUGCUACCUUCCACUUGGAUAUGCGUCAGGGAUUCCCCCGUGCGGUCUUCGAGUACUAUGUUAGUUUAAUGCCGCAGUCCGCAGUCCAGCACCGUGUUCACAUGCCUUGGAAGCCGACAGCAUCUACGCAGACACUGGACAUUCCACCCCCACCCAACACCAAGACUUACCCAGCACGCCAGCCAUCGCAGCCAGUCACACAGACUAACAAGCCUGUCGACCUUGCCCGCGACUUUGGGCCGACAACUCGCGGUCCCCUUGGCUGGAUUGUACAUGCCCGUUCAGGGGACAAGGGGGCUGAUGCCAACUGCGGCUUCUGGGUGCGGCACCGCGAUGAGUAUCAGUGGCUAAGGGUGUUGCUGUCUGUAGAUACGGCGAAGGUACUACUGGGAGACACGGGCCGCCAACAACCUGACCUAGCCAUUGAACGCUUUGAGUUACCCAGUCUGCAUGCCGUGCAUUUCUUGUUCCGCAAUCUGCUAGACCGAGGCGUCGGUGUGACUACCACAGUCGACUUUCUAGGAAAGAAUGUGGCGGAAUACCUCAGAGCGCGCCACGUCGAUCUUCCGAUACGGUUUUUAACCCGCGGAAAGCUGUGA